AUGCGUCUGGGGCGCUACCUGCUAUACUUGAUUCUGCUGAUACUUGCUGGAUAUCAUUCCAUCGUUCAUGCAGCUGAUGCCACAGUAUCUUCCUCAUGGAGAAACUCGACGGUGGGUGCUGCGGCGGUAUUGGACCUUGUGCUCACGACGGGGGACGAUCCUCUGCUCCCAGCGGAUGCACUGCUCGAAAUUCGCGUCGGCUCGCAGUUUACCGUUGCGUCUGACGCUAGCGUGGACGAUGCAGUGCUGAGAGAGACAUUGGACGGCACUUGGAGUGUCACGGUGGACACAAAUGCGAAUAAGCUGACCGUGCAGCGCAGUGGAACUGGAACGGAAGUGACUUCCGGUACCCAGCUACGAUUCAAAUUGACGGGUAUCACAAAUCCUACUCGUGCUGGUCGAGUUAGUGUCGGGACGAUGGAGAUUUCGGAUAGUGGAGCUCAGUUUACGCGGACUUUGCAGUUGCCGAUGAUGGAGAUUGAGCCCGGAACGAUUUGGAAUGCACAGCUGGCACUUUCAAACUUACUAAGUGGUAGGAGUGUGUCCGUAAUGGCUCACAUGACGCUGUCACACGUUGUGCCGAAUGACGGGGCCAUUGCUGUGUAUUUGCCGUACAUGUAUGGAUCGUUACCGGGUGUCACCUUGUCAAGUAUUGCUGGAUUAAACGGUGAUUUUACGAUUUCGACGAAGAAUAAUGCGAUUUGGAUUAAGCGAGAUCUCGGCUCUGGAACGGACAGUGCGGAGAUGCAGGACGUGGCCAUUGUGCUGAAAGGGAUCAUUCACCCGUUGUUGGAGGGUCCACUAGGUCCAUCUGUUCUCUUGCAGACACUGGAUUCAGCUAACCGCAUCAUCGACCAGGCGUAUGUGGACACGUCAGAUAAUGUCCUUGCGAAAGCACGCGUAGUGUUUAGCAGUUUGAGUCUUCCAGUGACUGAAGGCGAUGCUACAGGUGGGCAUUACACGGUCUCAUUGAGUGCGCCACCUUAUGGAAAUACUGCGCUAACACUUGCAGUGGGAGAUUCUACUUCAAGAGAGAAGCUAACGCUUGAUCCGGAGUCAGUAAUAUUUUCCGCGUCAAAUUGGUCUACCCCUACAAAAAUCACAGUGACUGCAUCGAAUGAUUACGUUGUGAGCGGAAGUUCCACUGAGGAAAGCAUCGUGAGAAUUGGACACACUAUUGUUACCGGUGACAGCGGCAACUCAUUUGCGAUGAUCGAUGAAGUGAACGUUCACAUUAGCGAGAACGAUUUUCCUGCCGUUCAUCUCUCCGAGCGCUUUCUUGCAGUUGUUGAGGGACUUCGCAAUGACAGUUACCAGAUUUCUCUACUGUCGCAACCAAGCAACGAUGUCGUUAUUCAGAUGACACCGCAGGAUUUAUUUAUCGAGACAUUUCCGGAUCAAGUGGUGUUUACAACUAAUUCGUGGAACACACCGAAGAUUAUUAACGUGGUGGCAUCCCUCACAGCAUCGACUGCUAGAGCAACUAGUGGCAUUUUUCAUCAGCUUUCGUCGGCUGAUGCAAACUAUAAUGGCAAAAGCGAUCGAGUUUUCCCCCAGAACGAAGUUUUGGUAUACUACGAGCCGCUUGAGAUGGAAUCUUGUGUGGAGCCAUGUCGAGCAGGAUGGUUCCCGCUCGUUAACACUGCAACGGGGGAGUCACAGUGUGUUGGAUGUCCACUUGGAUAUUUCUGUGCGGGAUCCUGUGCGGCACCAGUGGCGUGCCCUAAAGGCACGUCGUCUAGUGUGGAAUUUGCACAUGACUGUGCCCGGCUGGUGCAUCUUGCAGUGAUAAAGAAGCAAGCCCUGAACCUUGUCCUACUGGUUUCUAUUCAGGUACUGGUGAAACGCGGUGCCAUGAAUGCCCAGCGGGAAGCUUCAACAAUGAGACGUUCCAGUCUACAUGUACACAUUGUCCAGAGGGUUAUUACUGCCCUAAAGGCUCAAUUAAUCCUGUUGCGUGCGCACAAGGCACUUAUUCUGUUAAUUCUGGGGCUACACCCUGCGAAAACUGUUCUGCUGGAUAUGCGUGCUCUGAUCCGACAAUCAGACCAGUUGCGUGUUCAAGUGGCACUUACUCUCUCGCGGACAGCUCGACCUGCACGACGUGCCCAAGUGGACACUCAUGUCCAUCUACAGAUCAAGCACCGCAAGUGUGUGGUGCAGGGCACAUACAGCAGCAACGAAAGAGCGAUGUCAUGUCGUACGUGUCCUGCUGGACACAGCUGUGUCGAUGUGAGCCAAUCACCAGUUCUUUGUCAGCUUGGAAGUUACAGCAUGGAGGGCGAUCCCGUUUGUCAUGCGUGUCCAGCAGGCAGCUAUUGUCCUGACCCGUCUAGCGCUGCGUUGAGUUGUGCCACAGGCACUUACUCGCUAGGCAAUGCCACGGUGUGUACUCCGUGUGGUUCUGGCGUGAAGUGCUCGAUUGAUGCGGCUCCGGUUGCCUGCGCUGCGGGUUACUACUCAAUAAACGCAUCAACUCCGUGCAUGCUGUGCGAUGCUGGAAGUUAUUGUCCAUCUACCUCAUUGCCGCCGACGAAAUGUGCUCAAGGUACCUACAGUCGCAGUGGAGCCGUUGCAUGCACAGCCUGCCCGUAUGGAUAUACUUGCACGACUUCAGGAGACCCUGUGGCGUGUCCGCUGGGUCAAACGAACAAUGCGGAUCACUCAGCUUGUAUUUCAUGUCCAAAGGGCUACGAAUGCUCUCCACUGAAGAGUGCAGUCAUGGCGUGUCCUUCUGGAACUUACAGUUUAGAGGGAGAUGAUCAGUGCACACAAUGUCCAAAAGGUUCCAAGUGUGCAACAACAUCAGAAGCUCCUGUUCGAUGUGCCGAUGGAAUGUACUCUACUGCUGGCUCAGUGGAGUGUUUGGACUGCCCUGCUGGCAAGUACUGCCCGCAACCAACUUCGGAUCCGAUCCCGUGUCCUACGUGGUAUUAUGCCGAAAAGGGAAGCACAACUUGCAUCCCAUGCCCCGCUGGAAUGGAUUGUACGUCAUCGUCCAGUGCACCAGUAACGUGUCCAAGCGGAACGUAUAGUUUAGGCACGGCUUCAGCCUGUUUGCCUUGCCCUGCUGGAUUUGCGUGCGUGAACUCAACAACAGCACCAACAGUGUGUGACCCCGGAACUUUCAGCGUUCAUGGCCAGGAUAAUUGUACACAGUGUUCUGCUGGACAUUAUUGCCCACAGUCAGGCCAGACUGUCCAGCUCGCAUGUCUUAAUGGAACAUACGCCGAGCCUGGAGCGACUGUUUGCACAACAUGCCCUGCUGGGAUGCAGUGUCCAGUAACGACUCAAGGAAUCAAGGAAGCGUGUGCCCCAGGAACGUAUUCGCUGGGUGGUCAAGCACACUGCAUCUCGUGUCCGAUAGGGCAUAUGUGUCCACGCGUGGAUGGAAGUCAGAAUGCAGUAUGCGCACCAGGAUGGUACUCGUCUGGAGGAGCAGUGCAGUGUACAAUUUGCCCUGCUGGCUAUGCCUGUCCAGAUCCGUCGACGUCUCCUCCGGCUACUUGCCCUGAUGGCUACUACGGUUUGGCUGGUUCCAAGGUUUGUACUGCUUGCCCCGCUGGUUAUGUGUGUCCGGAUCGAACGACCAAGCUACUUGUUCCUUGCGCUAAAGGAACGUACUCAACUGGCGGAGCGAGCUCUUGCACACCGUGUCCAGCUGGUUAUGCAUGCUCAUAUUCUAACAGCUCCAGUGUCGAGCUGUGUCAGUCAGGAUACUAUUCGCCAACAGGCUCAGGUUCAUGCGUUGAGUGUCCUCGAGGAUACUAUUGCGACAAACCCAACGAAAUGCCAAAGAACUGCUCUGUCGGCUACUACAGUCUGCGCGGGUCUACGAGUUGUUUAGCAUGUGAUCCUGGUUACGAGUGCCCACGAUCCGACCAGCUACCGCAACCGUGUCCUGUUGGCUACUACAGUGAAGGUGCUGUGGCAAACUGUCGUUCGUGCUAUCCAGGAUACAAGUGCAGUCUCGCAUCAACGAACCCGACUCCAGAAGAAGACGCUUGUCCAAUGGGCGGCUACUGCAACCCGCCGACAACAUUUUUCCUGUGUCCUGCAGGCACGUUUGGUAAUGUGACGGCUGGAGAGAGCAUUGAUCAUGCAUGUGCUCCUUGUCCAGAGGGCUAUUACUGCGAAAUGGGAACGACACCACUGACACGGCAGAUAUGCCCCGCGGGGUUUUUCUGCCCGGAAGGCACCAAGCGUGCGUCUCAAAAUCCAUGUCCAGCUGGAACUUUCAAUCCGAAUCAAGGUCAAAAGAGCUCGGAUGUCUGUCAGAUCUGUCCAGCAGGGUCGUAUUGCCCAACUGGAAGUUCACAGCCACAGCCAUGUCCACAAGGCUAUUACUGUUUAGAAGGCACCCGCACGGUGAACCAGUACCCGUGUCCCGCUGGAACGUUUAGUGGCCCGCAGACUGGGUUGACUAUCGGGUCGCAGUGCAACGAAUGUCCACUUGGAAGCUACUGCCCGGAAGCGAGUAGUUCUCCAACAAAGUGCCCAGCGGGUCGAUAUAAUCCAAAAACGGGAGCUGCAGAUGUGCACGAAUGUCUGGACUGUCCGCCUGGUUGGUCGUGUCCUCACGUGGGGCAAAGUGACUACGUGGAUCGAUGCACUAAGGGCCACUAUUGUCCAGGUGGCACAGUACUUGCGACGGACCAUCCCUGCCCUGCUGGAACGUACACAGAGAGUGUCGAGCUCAUCCGAUCUCAAGACUGUACUAUUUGUCCGUUGCGUCACUCCUGUUUACAAGGCACAGGAGGCGAAACACAGACGAUGUUGGAUUGCGGACCCGGCUUCUUCUGUCCGAACGGCACAGCCUAUCCCAACCAGUUCCCGUGUCUACCAGGGACAUGGAGUUCCAGUACGUCGCUAUCACUUGCUGCGGAGUGCGAUAUGUGUCCGCCUGGAAAAUAUUGCCAAGGAGGCAAGUCUUUCAUUGACGGUAGCUGUGCACCCGGUCACUACUGUCCGCUUGGGACUUACUCAAGUACCCAGUUCCCGUGUCCAAGUGGAAAAUACACGGCUAAUACGUGGUUAUUCGAGCCAAGCCAAUGUGACGACUGUCCUCCAGGUUACUACUGUCCUGCCGGGUCUGUGGCACCAAUUCCGUGCAAGGCUGGCAGUUAUACUUCAGUCAACGAUACGAAAACGGUGGGCCCAGCAGACGCAUGGCCGGCAUGUAUCACUUGUCCAGCUGGAUACUACUGCAUUGAAGCCUCUGUGACUCCCAAACCUUGUGGCAGGGGAAAAUUCUCUACAAGUGGAUCAAAAGCAUGCUCGACAUGUGAGGCAGGUUACUUCUGCAACAGUGAGACUACCAGUGCAGCAAAUAUGCGGUCCAAUGCAGUGGGUUGGUCAGCGCCCGGGGCACUUUACGGCACCUGCUACAAUGGCACAUACUGCCCGGCAGGAUCGGAUAGUGAACCUGCGCUUGAAACGGAUGCCUGUCCGCCGGGGUAUUAUUGUCCGACUGCUACCCCUUCACCGAUCAUUUGUCCUGCUGGUACGUACAGCAACCUCACCGGCCAAGACACUAUGAGUGACUGCACACCCACCCCAGCGGGCUACUUCAGUCUGGCCGGUGCGUUGGAGCCUACAGGUGUGUGCUCUCCUGGUUUCUACUGUCCCAUUCGUUCAACCUCUCGAACUCAAGUGCCGUGUCCACCAAGAUACUACCUGAAUCGAACCAUGGGCCAGAGUGAAGACGACUGUGCAGUUUGCGUCUCAGGCUCCUAUUGCCCCAUUGGCACAGCCUACCCGGUCACGUGUCCAGCAGGAUACUAUUGCCGCACAGGAAUAGCGAGUCCAGAACCCUGCCCGAUCGGCACGUACUCUAACGCUACUGGAUUGAGAACUGUGGAUGACUGUUUGCAGUGUCCUCCAGGUAUGUACUGUGAUUCGACGGCACUCACCGUACCAAGAGGUCUUUGUGAUCCUGGUUAUUACUGCACUUUGGGAGCUUACACAUCGGCUCCGAUGAACUACGAGUCGACAAUAUUUGGCGUGACCAAUCGACAUACUGGUGAUCAGUGUCCACCAGGUACUUACUGUCCGUUGGGAUCUUCAUCACCAACGUUGUGCCCGCCUGGGACGUAUAACAAUUUCACAGGAUUGGAAUCUGUGGGUCAAUGCGUGCCGUGUCCUCCUGGUGAAUACUGCGAGACACCAGGGCUACUCUUACCGACUGGCAGUUGUCAUCCUGGUUUCUAUUGUAUCGGAGAAGCCACGAUACCGACUCAAAUGGAAACGCCGGCUGGGUUUUUCUCGCUCGUGGGUGCCGCCGCUCCGUCACCAUGCCCCCCUGGCCAGUUCAAUCUCUAUCCUGCUCAAGACAAAUGUGUGAUCUGUCCUGCAGGUUUCUACUGCGGAUUACCGGGAACUAUUACGCCCACAAUAUGCCCCAGUGGAAAUUACUGUCCUGAAGGUACCGGCCUGCCAGUGAAAUGUUUACCUGGUACUUUUGCAGAUGUCCAAGGUCUCGUGAAAAUUGAACAGUGUGAACCAUGCCCCAGCGGUCAGUACUGCGAUUCUUACGGUCUUUCAGCUCCAAGUGGACCCUGUUUAGCUGGUUUUGUGUGCUCGGGGGCGUCGCCAGUUGCCAACCCUAUGAACCAAAGCUAUGGUUACGUGUGUCCGCCGGCUAGUUAUUGUCCAGAAGGUACAGCGAGUGCAAUACCAUGCCCAGUCGGUUCGUUCCGAGCUGGAACGGGAGGUACAAGUCUGGUAUCAUGUUCGCUGUGUCCCGGAGGCAAACAUUGCAGCCUUACGGGCUUGACCGCUCCAUCAGGUUCGUGCAACCCUGGCUACUACUGCAUCUCCAAUGCCUCGACGCCUACACCCACGGACGACGUGACUGGAGCGAUCUGUCCUGCUGGAUUCUACUGUCCGGAGGCCUGCUCUGCUCCUCUAAAGUGCAGUGCUGGCACGUACGCUGCAGGCAAGGGUCAAGAUAUUUGUGACGAGUGUCCGAUGGGGUACUUCUGCGAUGGCGUAGCAACAAGUACAUAUGAGGAUUGCCCUACUGGUCACUACUGCCCUACAGGCACCGCAGAAUUACCCGUGCCGUGUCCGAUUGGAACGUUUAGCAACGCCAUUCGAUUGACGAAUGUGACGGAGUGUCAAAACUGCACAGCGGGGUCUUUCUGUGCCACUUUGGGAUUGGUGCAGCCUACAGGACUAUGUGCUGCAGGAAGCUUUUGUCCGCCACGAUCAGAGAGUGCGUUUGGUAGAACUACUGACAACGAGACCCACAUCUGUCCUGCUGGUGGUUACUGUCUCGAAGGCACGUACUUGCCUAUUCCGUGCCCUACGGGGACCUACUCGAAUGAUACAGGAUUGGUAAAGGCUGGAGAUUGCGUCUUCUGUGAUGAAGGCUCGUACUGCACCGAUGUAGGGCUAGUUAAACCCACAGGAUUGUGUGACAGCGGCUACUACUGCAAGCGCAACAACACGCAGCCUAACCCUUCCUCUGGUGUUGUGAAGAUCGUGACGAGUGCAACUGAAGGAUCCGAGCUGGCCAUGUACUUUGGCGGACAAGUUUGUCCGAUCGGUUCGUAUUGUCCACAUGGUGCUGUGAGUCCGAUCUUGUGCCCCGAAGGUUCAUACUCCAACGUCACCGGUUCAUCGAUAUGUCUGCCGUGUCCACCCGGGUUCUUCUGUCCUCUUGGUUGCAGCGAUUAUCGGAGCAACGAAUGCCCGAUGGGCCACUAUUGUCCCGAAAGUACACAAAGAGCUUCUCAGUUCCCGUGCCGACCUGGGUCUUUCGGUGAUCGGAAGGGACUACAGGACCUUGUGCAGUGCACGCCAGCUCCUGGAGGUACAUUUAUCGAUGGAUACGCAGCUGUGGAGCCAACAGGGAAUUGCCGUAGUGGGUUUUAUUGUUCAGGUGGAUCUGCUACAAGCACACCAGCAGAAACUACAGCAACUGGUGGGCCGUGUCUCCCUGGUACAAAUUGUCCCGAAGGUUCGGCGGUUCCGAUCGUCUGCGAUGCUGGAGCUUAUUGUUCGUCAACAAAUACCGACGCAGCGUUGCCUUGUAAGGAAGGGUUCUACUGCGUACAAGGAUCUUACACAGCAACGCCGACCGGCCAAAAUAACUCGCUUGGUACGAUCGGUGACGUGUGUACACGCGGUCAUUACUGUCCACAAGGCACUAGCAACCCCAUCCCAUGUCUUCCAGGGACGUAUUCAGAGACCACCCAAAACGUGAACGCAAGCUACUGUCUCCCAUGCUCUCCAGGGUUUAUCUGCAGCGCCUCUGGGAUCGUGACUCCAUUUGAAAAAUGUCCGGCCGGGUUUAUUUGCCCUGGUGGUGAAAGCACAGCCACACAGCUUUGUCAUAAGGGAUCUGAAUGUCCCGAGGGUUCGUUCGAGCCGCGCCCAUGCCCUGCUGGGACAUUCGCUGAUGAAAAGGGUCUUGCAUCCUGUAAAUUGUGUCCUGAAAGAUACUAUUGCGAAGCCGGGAGUUUUACUCCUCUGAUCUGUCCGCAAGGUUACUAUUGUCCACUGCAAACGCCGUCGCCAAGAAAAUAUCCGUGUUUGGCUGGGUCUUUUGGAGAUCAAACAGCGUUGGCAAGCUCAAAGGAGUGUGCGCAAUGUCCACCAGGGAAAUUUUGUUCCGGGUUACCACCAACUAACACAACGUCAGGUGACUGCGCUCCUGGUCAUUAUUGCGUUGGGAAAGCAACCACAUCGGAGCCAAAGGACGCAAUUACUGGAGGUUUGUGUGACGGUGGCCACGUUUGCUUCGGAGGAGCGUGGGUGCCUGAUCCGAUCGAUGGAAUUACAGGACGGAUAUGUGAUCCCGGGUUUUAUUGUCCAGAAGGUUCAUUCAACCAGAUCCGGUGUCAGAAGGGAACGUACAACAGCGUCGAGAAACAAAGCUCCUGUGUUAUUUGCCCGGCAGGUGGAUAUUGCGAUACAAAUUCUACAACUCCAGUACCAUGUCCCCUUCGAUACUAUUGCCCAGAGGGGAUCGAAGAUCCUGUGUAUUGUCCAAAUGGCACUUACGGGCACGAGGUGGGGCUAAUGAAUGCUACUGAGUGCGCUCCCUGUCCUGCAGGCAAGUUCUGUGUAGCUGGAACAGUGACUGCUUCGUGUACUGCCGGGUAUUACUGUAAACUACGAAAUGAUCACCCAAACCCAGUGACAGCAAUUACGAACGGUAUAGCAGAUGAUGACAUCGCGUGGCGGACAGAACUGGGAGGCCCAUGUCCCAUCGGCUACUACUGCCCAGAAGGAGUGCUAGACCCCAUUCCGUGCCCCAAGAAUUCGUCACGUCUUCAGACACUCGGGAUUGCAGAAAGUGACUGUGAUCCAUGCCCUGCAGGGAAAAGCUGCAAUGAUGGUAGCAAUACUGUCCCGUGUCCUGCUGGAUCGUAUUGCCCUUACGGCGUCAGCGAAGUACCGUGUCCGGCUGGUACGUUUAACGGAGCUGAAGGGAAGGCAAAUCGAGAAGACUGUCUACCUUGUGAUGCUGGAAAGCUGUGCAGUCGGACUGGAAUACUGGAUCUAACAGACUACGACUGUCCACCUGGGAACUAUUGUCUACGCGGUUCGUUUGAACCGCAUCCUUGUCCAGCUGGAAAGUAUCGCGCUGUUAGUGGGGCGAAAAGCGCAGAUGAUUGUUCGCAGUGCAUUGGUGGUUCCUAUUGUGAAACUGGAGCUACGCAACCUACAGUAUGCAAUGCUACUACACACUGUCCUGCUGGUGUAGGCUCACCACUUCUGUGCCCUGGCGGUAGCUACUGUCCGUAUAACACAACCAGUCCAGUAACCUGCCCGGAAGGCUUCUUCUGUUCACCCGCCGUUGAGUCGCCUUCGAUCUGUACACUUGGUCACUACUGUCCCAGCGGAACAACAGCACAGAUUCCUUGUCCACUAGGACACCUUGGUCGAACCACGCCCUUAGAUGGAGCGUAUACGUCGCUCUAUUCAUCCUGUGAAGCAUGUCCUCCUGGAACAUUUGGUAUUGAUGUCAAUCGAACUCGUUGCGAUGGGUGCUUGGAAGGAUUCGUCUGUCUUGGAGCGACCAAUUCAAGCCACCCGACAAGUCGAGAGGUUGAUAGAGGAUACCCAUGCCCGCCCGGCCACUAUUGCCCUGCUGGUAGUUCAUUGGAGAUCGCCUGCCCGCGCGGAACUUAUCAACCGAACUACAAAGCCUCAAAGGCAUCGGCGUGUCUGCCUUGCACCGAGAAUUCGUAUCAAAAUUCUGAAGGCCAAGGAAGCUGUUUACCGUGCUCUACGAGCGCCUUUGCCGGAACCGGAGCCACCAAAUGCACGUGCGUUGGUAGCCAUCGUGCCUUUCAAAUGACAGACGGAUACUGUAUCUGCGAACCCGGUUACGAGUUCUACGACCAAGACAUGAUUUUGCGCAGUGACGAAGACGGAGACGUGGAUUGCCAACCGAUCGUGUACGACCGAUGCGGCAGCAAUCAAGUGCGCUCUGACAGCGGGUUGUGCGUGUCUGCGAGCGGGAAAGCUUGCGACGCAACCUGCAACAAUGGUACAGGUACUUAUGUCGCUAGUCUCGGCGUUUGCCAAUGUGAUGAACAGCCUGACCUGGAUACUGUUUGCAACAAGAAAUGCCGUGACGAAGCAACACAGAUUCAAGUUAACAGCAGUACCGGUGAACUGCAGCUCUAUGAUCCUGGUACUGGAGAAGUGCUGCUCUUAUCGGAUGAAGAUAGCACUAGUGGCCUUGUCUCCAAGGUAUCGUGCACGUCAGGGAGCGACUGUCAGCUUCACUCGAUUGCAGUGUCCUCGACUGGGUUUUCAGGUUCUUACGAUCUACCUCCAAUGAUAUCGGACACAACUUCUCGAAGACGACGAUUAUCUACUUCAUCAACUUCGCUUUCAAUCGCGAAUCCGAUGGUGUGUUUGUCCGUGGGAGACGGCUUACUCUUCGACUUGUCUGUGCCUGGUUCAUAUCCGAUCUACCUGAAGGAUUCCAUGCUCAAUACGAAUCCGAGUUUUGAUUACGGAGCCUUCCGCUCGCUUGCUACGAAGGUGAACGCCAACUCAAGUACCGUAUCAGCAUUCGCUUUUUCCUUCACAGAACCAGGGACGUAUGUGUUUGGGAACUCGCUCAACUCAGCAGCGCAGACGAUUGUGGUAGUGAUGAAAGCUGGUACAAGUUGCCCUACGGAAGCCCCGAUUGUUCCGCUCAAUGAGAAGAAUCUGAUCACUGUCAGUGCCAAGCGACGGACUGAUGACAUUAUCUUGGCACCUGACUGGGGGCUUAUCAUUGGACUACUAGGUGGGCUUUUCGGAGUUGUGAUAGCAGUCAUUGGUGGCCUGUACUACUUCCGAGCCAAGAGCUGGACCAACACUGCCGUAAAGAGCGUCAGCGGAUACCGAGCAAAGAAUAAACAGGUAAACCUGUCAGCUAUGCACUCGAAAGGUACUGUAGCUGUGACUACAGAUCCUCCGCAAGAUGGAGAUCUUUUGACGACUGAACCGACGACAACGGCAAAGCAACUUCAGCUUGGAGGGCAAGAACCAAAGAAGGGAGCGACGAUGGAGUACCAUGCAGACUUGGGACGCUGGGAUGAAGAAGACUUGGACCUGCGUGAACUUGUAGACCGACUUCAGUUCCAUCACGAAGCUGUAACGAAAAAUUUCGAGGGUCAAAAAGGAGACGUGAAGCAAUUGAUGCAGCACUUGCAAGCUGAGGCUACUGAACUCAAGAGGUUGUUCGUGAACGCUUUAGUUGCUUCCGGCAUGUCGUCAUCUCCAUAUGCAAACAAAGAGGACCCCAGUGCGUCAGAGACGGCUGAAGCGUCUGAAACUCUGCCGUUAAGUAAAAUAAGUGGACGUCCGCGAUCAAAAAGUGUGGCAGGCAGGGAGAAAUUUCUGUUGGAGAAUCUUGAGCGUGACCUACAAGAGCGUGACCAAUUUGAGCAGAAGAAGACUGCCAUGUUGGGCAGCGUGAGUGCUGGUCUUCGCGAAAUUGAAGGCUGGAGUGGGCAGUUGGCAGAACUUACUGGCGCAAUAGUUCACGAAAUGUCCUCAUCGUUUGAUGAUCGCACACCCGAGCGCACCAGCACAAGUGAGGAAUCUUGUCUCGAGCAUGCACGGAUGGUGCUAGACGACUUGAAGACGUUGUUAGGGUCCGACCCGAUGACACAAACCUCUUCAUCUAUUAUUCACCUUGCAGUGCAGGAGAAGGGCCGACGCGAAGUAGGGAAUUUUGUCUUGGAAGCAUCUCAACGAUACUUCACGCCUCGUUCUGCAGCUCAAGACUCCACUUGCUCUAAUACCGCAAUUCAAAGGCUCCUGGAACUACAUGAUGAUGUCGAGAAAUCCCAAAACAAAGAGGAUGAGGCGCUGUUUGGACCUCUGUCAUCUCUGCAAAAGUUUGGAGCUGCUCUCCCCCAAGUACUCGCUACGAUUGAUGACUUCGAGGCCAGCUUCCGUCGUGAGCUGGAUGCCGUUCGAGAAGAGCAAAAUCCAGUUAAAGAGCGUGCUGUACAAGCUCAAAUGCAAAGCCGUCUUAGCAAAUUGCUGAAAGAAGUUGCCGCUGGAGCUAAGAAGGUGAACGAAAGGCUGGAAAAGGAAGCUCCACGCAUCAUAAAGCUUCGACGCGGAGCUCAACACGCGGAAGAUACACUAAGUACAGCGGUGACAAGCGCAAAAGAGGAUUGGAACGUUGCCAGUCAAGAGCAAAGAGAUCAUACUCGUGUGGUGACAAGUACGCAAGAACCUGAAGUGGCAAGAGUUCAGCCGCUUUUUCCGACUGCAGAAGAUCUGGCUGCAUCAAAACUUCGAGAUGACACACUCUUCCAGAUUAAAGAUCUGUUGGUUGGGCUUACCACACUUCUCCGGUCGAACAGUGUACCCUCAAUGGCAACACUGCAACACUCUGCACAACUGCAAUCACCUCCAGCGCUGAUCGACUCACGAGUAGCGGAUGCAAAACGCAAAGUUGAGAGCGCCACACAACAGAGUGCUUCUGAGUAUGCAUCAGCUCUAGCUACAAUCUAUCCACAACUUUCAGCUGCAGAUAAGGAGCGCUUAUUAGAUGACUUCGCCUUGGAUAUGCGUACAAUUCAGUCGUCGGUAAGUGUGGAGGCUACGCGGACGCAGGCCGAGCUAGCAACAAGACAAGCUGCCACGGAGGCACUUCGUGAGGCUAAAAAGGCCCACGUCCAGCGUCGAGAGCAGGAAGAUGCUGAUGUUCUGCGUGCACAACACGAUGAGGAGGAGCAGUCACUUGAGUCUCAAUUUCGAGAAGAAGAACUGGCCAUCGAGCAAGAAUAUCUCAAAGAGCUAUCGAGUCUGGAAAUGGAGUUUGGAAGUGGCAGUGGCGACGAAGCAGAGGGAGACUUUGCUAAGUCACCAGACUCUUUAUUUCGUGAUUUCGGCGAUGGCAUCGCAGGAGAUGAAAUCCUUCCUAUACAGGUAACUGAAGCUGAAGACAUCGCGGAUAUACUUGACUCUAAGCUGGGUGCUCAAGUUGAUGAUAACGCAGAUAUCAUUGCACAGCUCAACGACGUGUAUUCCAAGGCUUGGAAUGAUCGUGUCCGGAUUCUCGCAAUGGAAGAAACGCUUAAAAAGGAGCAACUCAGCGAACGCCUUCAUCGAAAGAAGAAUGCACAGAAGGGUAACACGGACGCAAUGAUGGAAGAAGCGGUCGAUUCAUCGCAGCCAGACGAGGAACUAAAGGAACUGAUGUUGGAGUCUUCAGAGCUCAAGGAAGAAAUUCUGGAAGGAGUUGUCAAGAAGCAAGACGACAUGGAUAUGCUUCAGCAAGAAGCAGUGGAUAGGGCGGUUGAACGCCUUCGACAGCAGGUUGCGGACUGUGCGAAUCAUGCUACUGAUGAGGAGAGAGACUCACAACAGUCUCGAGAUGCCAUCACUGAGCUGGUCAUUAUAACAAGAAAUGCUGCUGAAGUAGAUAAAGUGGAAGCUGGAAAGGUUAUCGCCCAUGUCGAGGAUGAGCUUCAGAAGCUACAGAUUGAGUAUGAUCAUGACUUCAUGGCUCUCAGAGAAGAAAUCGAGAACGAACGGCUGCGUCUUAAUGCUAAGAUGCAAAGUGCGUUAUCAGCUAAACGUCGUCGUGGCAUCAGGGAAGAUAAGAAGAGGAGCGACGAUGUUUUUGCUGAACGAACUGCAAGCGACAAUGAGAACAGCUUACAGGAGGAGCUGGAGACUCAGCUAGAAGAGUUCACGAAUAAAGCAAUUGAAGAACUGCGAGACAAGCACUUUGAGCUACAGCAGAAGGUGGAAGCUGAGAGGGUUCAAGCAGCAGUCGCUGUGGCAGUAGCAGAUGCCCAACUGGCGUAUCUGGAUGAGUUAUCAAGUAAUGUGCAAGCCAAUCAAGUGACUUCAAAGACGAUAGAUGUUGUGGAUACACCGCGUACCCGACUUGAGGUAACAGGAGACCUUCUAGAAGCUCUUGCUAUUAAAAUUCCCGGUCAGAUUGAACAACAAUUCCAGGAUGAGUUCGAUCAACUGCACGCUGACUACGAGAAGGCACGCGCUCAGCGCAGACAAGAUCUUGAAGCUGACGCUGCGAUGAGGAGAGCUAAACUCAUAGAGAGAAUGAACCGUCGACGACGUGAGAAGGAACCCAGUUCGAGUGAGGAGAAGAGAAGAGGUCAAUAUGCUGGAUCGAUACCUGAGAUACUUGAUAGGCAGGAGCAACUGGAAUUGGCGACGAUCGAUGAGAACCUGAAGGUGGCAAUAGCAGCACUCGACGAAAACGAGAGACAAGGAGGCGAGGCGUUAGCCAAGGCAUUGGCCUCCAGUCUGCACAGAUGUGGGAAGGAGUUUGAAGGGCAGAUUCGUCAGUGUCGACAGCAGCACGAGGUUGCUGCGAGUUUACUAAAGUCAGGAGAUGAUAAAGGUGCGAUAGAGCUUGCAAAGUGUUUGGGAAAUGUUUUGGACGCCAUGGAGCACGAGACAUCUCAACGUGCGAAGACCGCUACUCAAGCUCGUGAGGCCAUCGAACUGGAAAUUGAGCGUCUACAAGACGACAGCUCUAGUGCUUUGGCUGCCCUUACGGUUGCGUUAGACGCUGAGAAACAUCGUCAGGAGCAGCGAUUGAAGCAGCGCAUGAAACAGCGUCGUGAGCAACAGCAAACACAACUUCCAGCCGGUUCCUCUCCAGAAAAAGUUGCUGAAAUGAACGCCGUCCUCGCUGAGCAAGAAAUGGUGGAGAGACAAAAACUGGAAGAUCAGCUGGAGGCUCAAGCUCAGCUCGCAUAUGACGAGGAAAUGGGAAAACAGCGUGAACAUGAAGACCGACUGGCGCAACAACUUCGUGAGGCCACUGUUGCUGAGAUAGCAGCCGCUGCUAGUAAAGAAGCGGUUUCACAGGCUCGCAACGAGUAUUUGAAUUCUGGAAACGAAGCUGAAGUGGUAGCUUUGGUACAGUGGUGGAGAAGUCGACAGCCUUCUACACACUCGGUGAAAGAAGCUGCAAAGAUCGUUCGAAAGCGCAGCGUAGCGUCUCAGUUAACCGCUGUUGAUGCGUUAGCUUCUGCAGUAGAGGUUAGUAGCGCUAGUGGUGUCAAACAGAAUGUGGUGACGGAUACCAUGGCCGCAGAAAUGGAGCAGCAGAUCAAGGCCUUGAAUGCGAGUCAUCUUCGCGCAUGGCAGCAACGGCAGCAGGAGCUUCAGGAGGAAGAAGCGCGGCAGAAAGCUGAACUAGAAAGUCGUCUGCGGCGAAAGCGCGAUGUAAACCUUCAUGCCGGCAGCGGACAGCAGGCUGACAAACACGACGAGACAGAGGACGAACAACUUCACCAGCAGCUCGUGACAGAUGCAAUAAAGCGGAGAUUCGCCAUGGAGGCGGAGAUUGACGCGGAUCUUGAGCUGCUCGCUGCAGCAGUUCAGUUUGCCGGUGUCCAAAGCACGACUGACAUUGAGGCACUACUAGCUGCCUGUCACGCGAAUUUCGAGACCGAGACUGCAGCGCUACGUGAUGCUCUGCGCCUUCAGCGACAAGCACAAGAAGAAGCUCUUCGCCGGCGACUAAAGCAAAGACGGCGGGACAAGCUUCAGGAGCUUGAGAACGCUGGGAAGAGUACUGAUAUUGAUGCUCACGAAGCGCUGGAGGAUUCUUUAAAGCAAGAGGAGACAACGGAGCUUCGCAGUAUUGCUGAAAACGAGACCCAACAGCUCAGCGCACUGCAUGAACGCCUCCGUGGUGAAAUAGGAACUGCUUUUGCUGAAGCAGAUCGCAAAGCUAAGCGUCGCUGUGACGAUGCUAACACAAGGUUGGUUUCGAGUGAAGAGCAGCUGGAUGGAAUCUACCGAGAGCAUGAAGAAAGUAGACGUGCUCUUCGUGAAUCGCUAGGAAUUGAGCAUCGCAGACAACAAGAUAAAUUACUAGAAAGAAUGGCGAAACGAAGGGCUGAACGGCUAGCGGAACUGAAGCGAGAACAUCCGAACGAUCUGUCCGAAGAAAUAGUCCAGAAAGCUAUGCUGGAGUUGAACACUGAGCAUGAACGCGAACGUUUACGACUCGAAGAUGUGAUCAGCGACCAGACUACCAAGGUACUGCAGGAGCUAGACGACAAAAUGCGUGAAAAGGAGACAAGUCUACAAGUCGAGACUCGACGACUGCGCGCUGAGGCUGAAGCCGCCCAGGCAGCACGUGAAGCGUUGACUAUGGCGCAUUGUGCCGAGGUGGAACGAGUUACUCGUGAGUUCUACGCGUGUUUGAAUGGAGAAGUGGAUGUGGAGAAGUUAAAGUCCCAGGAUCGUCGUCGAAGACUUGAAGAGAGACUUGCAGCUAAGCAGUUGAGGAAAACUGAAUUGCCUCCAUCAUCGGAGAGCUCCCAGGGCCCACUAGGGCAGAAGCAGGGGCCGCUUUCAUCGAUUCUACUCGCAGAAACGCAGUCCAUUGUGGUAGACGACUUGGAGAGCCAAUUACAGAGACUGCAUGACGAACAUGAUCGUGAAUGGGGAGUGUUGAAAGCACGUCUUGAUGACGAGACUCGGUUGCGCAAAACUCAGCUAGCGGAGCGGCUUCAACGUAAACGUCAGUCGCUACAAAACAAUGCAGCGUUAUCGUCUGGUGAGAAACAAGCCGCUGAGGCCGCUCUGGGUCGAGAAGCGGAACGAGAGAGUCUCGAAAUCGACGCGUCUGCUGCAAUAGCGACUCGAUCGCUUAGGUUGGUGAUUCUUCAAGUAAAUGAGCAAGCUGCAGACACAUUGACAGCUAGUUUUGCGUCAAAUAGUGACGGCUUAGAAGCAGCGUUGGCAGCAAUUAGAAAGCAGCAUGAUGAGGCGCAACGCAGGCUACGCGAGAGUCUCGAAAUGGAGCGCCGCAAGCAAGAGCAGCUACUGGAAGAAAGACUUCGCCAACGCCGAGCUGGGAGAAAAGCAGGAACGGAGCCGAUGUCGAAGGAAGGCGCCGAAGAAGAAGAAGAGCUAAAGCGUGAGCUGGAAGAGCAGCUUUAUACUCAGGAAGUCCAUGCGUGGACUGCAUUGCGUGAGAGUGAGCAGCAGGAAGUUGACGCCAUAUUGGCACCUCUGGAAGCUGCAGCUGCACAUCGUCUUGAUGAUGCAGACCUGGCAGAGCGGAGAGCGCGUGAAGAACUGGAGCGUAUUGCGCAGGAGCACGACCGGCGCUUAGCAGAUCUGCUGGAAAGUUUGGAGGCUGAUAAGAAGCGCCAGCAGCUCGUACUACGCGAGAAACUGCGUCGCAAACGAGAACAACGUCGAUCUGAUGGCAUCAGUAUGUCCGAUGCAGAAGCCCAGGAAGAGGAGCGUCAGGCCAUGGAGGCUUCGGAAACAUCGUUUGAGGCUAAUCUGGCGAGUGCACAGGCAGAGGCACUGGAAACUCGUCGUGAAAAGGAAACGGACUUGUUAGCGCAGAUUUGUGCUUUGUCUGCUAAAAAAACAGCAGAAGAGGCUGCUCUAACGCUGCUGGAUACCGCUCGCCUCGAAGCGGAGCGUGUGAGAACGGAAUACGAAUCAGCAUUAGCUUCAAGACUACAAGUUUCGGCUGUAGCAGAUGUCAUGGGCCGAGAAGAAAUGGCCAAGCGUCUGGCCGAACGAAGACACAAGCGACGGCAAGACAGAGAGCAGCAGAGUCUGAAGGUUGCUAGCUCCUCAAAGCCUGUUGAAUCGACAGUAAAUGAGCCUGCGGAUGACGGGUCGGUGGAUCGAGAGAUUGUACUCGUGCAGGCUGCUCAUGCUCGAGGCGUGAAGUCUAGACGAGACCAACUCGAUGCGGAGACGACAGCUCGAAAGGAGGCGCUAGCAGCUCGCCUUGAACAUAAGCGACGAGCAGCACAGAAGGGAGGCGACCUAGGGAAGUCUGAAGCAGAGAUUGAGAAGGUUCUGUUGCUUGAAGAACAGCAGGAGUUGGCGGCUAUCGAACAAGAACAAGCAGUGAAGGAAAGAGAGCUUGAACAAGAAGCCGCACGUGAGAAGGAACAUCUCGCGACAGCUCUACGUGAAGCAGAUGAGUGUGGAGCUGCAGACAUUGAGCGGCAGUUGGCUGCGUGCAAGCAAGCUCAUGACAUCGAGUCGGUCAAGUUAGAGGAGACACUUCGAGCCGAGCGUACACGGCAGGAGUUCGCGCUGAAACAGAGACUGAACGCUAAGCGACAACGGAUUCAAGCUGGCAGUGGUGGCGCUACUGACAAAGACAAUUAUGAUACAGAGACUACAAUCGAACAGGAGGCUCAAGUGGCUCAAGCGGAACUGGAGGAACAAGAGAGAUCUGCACGGCAGCAACUAGCAGAGCGACAGCAGCAGGAACUGGCGGGUGUGGCUCGAAAACUGAAGCAAGAGGCUGAAGCUCAGCGCCAGGCUGCGUUCGACGUACAAGCUGCAGCAGAGCGUGAACUCAACAGACUGGAAGCAGAGCAUGCGCGUGAACGCCGUGCAUUGCAGGAGGCAUUGCUAGCAGACCAACAUAAGCGCGAGUCACAGUUACGUGAAAAGCUGGCCAGGAAGAAGGCAACGCGUAAAGCAAAGGGUUCAUCUGAUAAACUGGACGAGGAAGAUGCUGAAGAAGUGGUCGCAAUGGCGGCACUACAAGAAGAGAUCAUGCAGGAGCAGGCUGUGGCAUUAGCCCAAGAACGAGAGAGACAGGAGGCCGCGAUGCGUUUGGUUACUGCAGAACUACAAGAGGCUGCAGCAGCAUCCGCUAAAGCCGCUGCAGCUUCGCGCCAGGCUCAAGAAGAGGCCUCCCGUGUGGCAGCGGAAUUUGAAAGGCAUCGUGGAGAAGCUCAGCAACUUCAGACUGCGGAGGCUGCACAUUCGAAGCGCAAACUCGCUGAUCGCUUAGCAGAGAAGAAAAACAAGCGGCAUCUGAAGCAACAGCAGAAACAGGAGCACGAUGACGCCAGCGUUGCUGCUAAAGGCCUGGAGGACGAAGCCGAACGGUUGCGACUCGAAGCGCAGAUCGAAGCCCAGUUGGUAGCAUGUCGAGAAGCUCACGAUGCUGAAGCUGCCAAGUUACGGGAAUCCUUGCAGGCAGAACGUGAGCGUCAAGAACGCGCGUUACAGGAGCGGAUAGCUCGACGAAAGGAGAAGCGGAUGCUAGCGGAUGCUCAAGCUACAGUAAAGGCUGACGUGAAGGCAGCAGAAGAAGCUGAACUAAAGCAGCAGCAAGAAGAAGAGGCUGCGCUAGCUGCGGCUCUAGCGGCGCAGGAACAAGAAGCCUGGGACGCAAUUCAACGCAAACAGGAAGAAGAUCUACGUGUCCUGCAAGAGCAGAAGCAGCAACAAGAGCGUGAACGUGCCGAGCGUCAACAACAGGCGGCUCAACAGGAGAUGAACCGAUUACAGGAAGAACACGAACGCGAACUGCGUGCGUUGACAGCGUCAUUAGCUCAAGAACAAGCGAGGCAGGAGGAGAAAUUACAGCAACGUAUUGCCCUACGUCGUGCACGAAAGCAACGCCAAGAUGAGGAGGCCAGUGCUAAAGCUCAACAGCAUAGCGCUGAUGCUGAAGAAGAGGCUCGCCUCACUGUUGAGCGCGAUAAGGCCGAAGCUUUAGCUCAGGCUCAAGCUCAAGCAGAAGCCGAGGCAGAGGAGAAAGAACGACAGGAAAUUGCUGCGCGCUUGGCACAGAAGCUGGAGGAGGAGCGUGCUCGACAGAGACGCGAGAAGGAAGAACUGGAGGCGAAACUGACUCGGGAAGCCGAGGAACAAGCUGCAAAGCGAGCAGAAGCGCUAGCCUUACAGCUCCAACAGCAGGCGAUCGAGAUGGCGGACAAAAUGGCUCACGAGUUUAACACGAACUUGCGAGAGCUUCGUGAGACUCAUAGUGCCGAUGGAGCUGCACAGAAGGCGCGACUAGAGGCUCGAAUCGCGGCCAAGAAAGCGCGAAAGCUGAGGGAGCUGGAGGAAAAGCGUGAGCUCGAGCGCCAGCGUUUGCAUGCUAGGCAACAGGAGGAGGCGGAAGAAGCAGCCAAGGCUGAAAAGGAGCGCGAAGUUGCGUUAGCUGAGGCAGCGAGACAGGCUGCAACUCCAGUAACGGAACCGAUUGUGAAUGACCAACCUGCGGUUGUAGCUGUGCUGUCUCGUGCAGAAGACAAAGAUGAAGCAGAUCGACAGCAGCAACAAGAUGUGGCAGCAGUACAGCAGCUCUUUACGUAUGGUCUCGUGCCAGCCAAGCUGUCUCUUCUUGGAGCGGUGGAGCUGGUUGUUGGUGCUCGGCACGAACGGGAAUUGGCAGCUCAACUGGCUGCGCUCGCACCAAAAACCCUUGACAGAGUACGCCAAGCUCUACAAGCCGUGACUCAGCAGAAAGCAGCACGCAAGGCGCAGGCUCUUCAGGAAAUCUCAAGCCGACAAGUGAGCAGUGGCAAUGAGCUGAAGACCAAGGCGGAGAUUGACACUGUGCUAGCUCAAGUUGACUCGGAGUUUGCAGAAAAGUUGAAAGAAGCAGAGUGUAGAGCUACAGAGGAAAGCGAAGAGACCAAGCGUGGCACCGAGAAACGCCUCAAAGAGCGACAGAUGCUCGAGGUGGCAUUUCUGUUGGCUCAUUUCGACGCACAACACUCGGCAGCACUGACUAACGUGCCCGCAGUUGCUACACAUUGUCAACCAGUUCACCAGCAGCAACAGUCUCAGCAACCUCCAAUCACUGCUGCACAACAGGAUGCUGAAGACCUUGUCAAUGAACUUCGGGGUAGACUUGAGCUAGAGGCUGAUGAGCGUCGUCGUGAACUGGAAGAAGAGAAGCAUCUGGAGCUGAGACGUCUAGCCAAGGAAGAGCAGGAUCAACUUGCUGAAGUUGACGCUCGCUUAGCAGCUUUACUCGCUGAAGAGCGUGCAGCGAUGACGCGAUUGCUGACUCCGAGGCUUCAGACGUUACCUGCUGGAGCAGUGAAACAACGCGAGGCGGCGGAGCGAGAGCACGCAGCCCAACUCCAGCGUUUGUCGCUGAUGCUCGAAGGCCGCGGGAAACAACAGAAAGAUCGAGUGCGAGCUCGGAUUGUGCAGCAGAAGGCUCUGAUAGAAGAUGAAUACUGCCGUAAGGCUCAGAUCGUCGUCGCUGUUAUGAAUCAGCGACUCGUUCAAGAGAAGGCUGGGCUGCGUCAAAAGCAGGAACAUCUCGAGAUAUCCCCAGUGAUAGCACAGUUAACUACUCAAGAGCCUCAGCAACAGGAUACAGUUACCUCUCAGUCUCAAGCUGUGCUGACUGGUGAACUGGUAAAGCACCUAGAAGACAUGCUGGAAGAGCGGCUAGCGAAGAUUGAAGCUUUGGUAGCAGAUUUCAAGCAUAGCGUCCUUGAGCCCUCGCCACAAGCGAAUGCUGAACCGAAAGAGAUCGGUCCCGAAGAAGACAACAAAGCUUCUGUCGCCUAUCGACGCGCCGUUGUUGAAGCUGUGGCGGCUGGAUGUCGCUACGAGAAGCAGAAGAGUAACGAUAAACAGUCUUUCGUGGCUUCAUCUGCGUUUGGAGUAGUGGACGCACAUGCUGUGAAUGCAUCGAAGCUCGUACAAGUCUCAGAGAGUAAGCUGGAUGAUCGAAUGCAUGUCCGACAAGACUUCGCGGACCUGUUGCUUCAAGCUGUGGCAGGAAAAGAUGAACCUGUUGCUGUGUUAGCUAUCGUGGAGCACUUUGGACGAGAUAACAAUGGCAGAGGGAGUUAUGCGAGCUUUUCACCACAGAAGAAGGGCCACAACGACAAAGGCACACUCUACCUGUCGCGUGGUGCUCUGCAAGAACUGUCUACGGGGCAAUUGGCGGUGGUGAUACUACAUGCGCUGGCACAAGCUCACGCGAACUCGAGCGAUUUGACGGAACCACAGUUCAUCUCGCACCUGUAUAGCCUGUUGGUACGCUGCUAUCAAGGACUCUUUGCGCACAUCCAACAACAACAAAGGGGGACGUCGGCAGCAUCAACUGGAGUAUCAAGGAAAAGCGUCAGCGCUGGUAGCAAAGCAGAUAAGGCAGUCGGUAUCAGCUCCAAGGUCGUCAGUGGACAAUGGCAAACAAGACUAUUAGAGAUGGAGGGCUUUUUGACACGUAUGGACGGCCAGCAGGCGACGAUCCAGCGGUCACAGAGCAGCCAGUUGCGACUGCUACCGAAACAGCGCGAAGGAGAAAAUGGUGGAGAGGGUUCAGCCAGUUUCAGCUCGGAGCUGUGGCAGCAAGAACAAAUUCAGCUCUUGCAGGAGAAACUGGACACGGCCGAGAAGCUGUAUCUGCAGGUAUUGCGCCAGCAUGAGCAGCACACGCAGACGGUCGAAUACUGGCAGGAUUUGUUAGCUGAGCAGCGAGAUGCUGAAUACGAGGAGGAUGCCUUUGAUGAAGAGGACGAGGAAGAAGGCGAAAAACCUCGCCAGGAAGAUCCAGACGCCGUCGAGCGGCAGCAACAGCGCGAGGCUCGAGCGCAAGAAGCUCAGAGCGAGUUGGAUAGAGCCUCGAAGGUGCUGGAAGCCACACGCAAGGAGCGAGACGAACUAUUCGCGCAGUGUCAACAGCUUCGGGACCAGCUCAACGCGAUGCGGAAGUAA
Molecule: messenger RNA, 22938 nt
Organism: Phytophthora nicotianae INRA-310
Lineage: Eukaryota; Oomycota; Peronosporomycetes; Peronosporales; Peronosporaceae
Exons: 5
Coding region: 1-22938 (7645 amino acids)
Molecular function (GO): protein binding
Source: RefSeq, a predicted model, not a curated record